AUGUCAACGGGUUAUCCACGAUUCUUCAUCCACAAAUCCAUCGGUGCGUUAGCAGAUGCUAUCAUUGCCAGAUAUGGCAGCGCAAACCAAAAGGCCAUGUUGUUUCCAUCCACAGCAUCUGCCCACAGAUGUCGCGACUUCAUCAAGGCGAAGGGAGAGCCCAGUCUCACUAAAGAUGUCGAGGUAAUUGAUCUGAUCCUUGAUAAGGGAAAAGAGUCUUCAGAAAUCGUAAUGAAGAUUUCCCCCUCGAUAUCAGCUGUAAUCUAUCACAGCGACCUCUUCCCAGUAGCGAAGCAGUAUUGGCAACACUCUGGGGACGGAAUCUCAAGCAGACGUGCUGAGUUUUGCCACUCCCUCUUCUCGGACGGCAAGCUCGUGGCUGCGGCAACGCCGCAACCCGUGAUCCCCCAGAAAAAGGGCCCCAGGCGAUACCAACGAGGCUCCAUUGAUCUUACUUCCUCCCCGACAGACAACAAGGUCAGCCCAGAAAGAGUCAAGGAUGCAGCAGAGAUUCAAGAAAGCACGCAGUUCCUGGAAGAUCGGUUCGGUCGGAAUCUCGAUAUAUCUUUCAUUGACAACGCCAAGGUAUCUCUCCGUCGCCGCAUAGCUAGAUCCUUAACAGGAGAAGUGAAUCUCGCUACAAUCGAGUCAAAUAGCCCCGAGAACACCUCCAACUCCCACGGAGUGACCCAGGACGACGUAUAUCUCUACCCCUGUGGAAUGAACGCAAUUUUCAGCACCCACCGAAUGCUACUACAGUCUAGAGGUCAGCUGAAGAGUAUAUCAUUCGGCUUCCCAUACGUCGACACCCUCAAAAUCCUACAGAAAUUCGGUCCCGGAUGCAUCUUCUACGGACACGGCUCCUCAGAAGACCUGGAUGACCUAGAAGCUCGUCUCCAAGCCGGAGAAAGAUAUCUAGCCCUCUUCUGCGAAUUUCCCGGAAACCCUCUAUUGAAAUGUCCCGACCUCAAACGGAUCAGAAAGCUGGCCGAUACCUAUGACUUUGCCGUAGUGGUCGACGACACGAUCGGGACUUCCAUCAACGUCCACGUCCUCCCCUACGCAGACGUGGUCGUCAGCAGCCUCACGAAGAUCUUCUCCGGAGACUGCAACGUCAUGGGCGGCAGCGCUAUCCUGAAUCCCCAAGGAAGAUACUACGAGUCCCUUAAGAAAGCCUACGAAGCAGAUCAGACAAACAACAAUAACUACUGGGCCGAAGAUAUCAUAUUCAUGGAACGCAACAGCCGCGACUUCAUCAACCGGAUUAAGAAAAUCAACCACACCACGGAAGCCAUCUGCGACCUUCUCAGGGGCCAUCCUCUCGUCAAAGACGUAUACUAUCCCAAGUAUAGUUCAACGAAGCAAUUCUAUGAGGACUGUCGCACACCGGAAGGUGGAUAUGGCGGGUUGCUCUCUUUCUUCUUUCAUAAGAAAGAACACGCCAUUGCAUUCUAUGAUCGCAUUGAGACCGCAAAGGGGCCUAGUCUGGGAACUAACUUCACGUUGACUUCCCCGUAUGUUCUCCUGGCUCAUUACUGGGAGUUGGAUUGGGCGGGAGGAUUCGGGGUGCCACCGGAUUUGAUUCGCGUUAGUGUUGGCGUGGAGGAUACGGAGGAACUGGUUUCGAGGUUUGUGGUGGCGUUGAAGGCUGCUGAGGGGGUUGAUUCUUGA
Aspergillus niger is the source of this 1671-nucleotide messenger RNA. RefSeq lists its product as uncharacterized. Gene Ontology annotation, biological process: transsulfuration. The transcript is spliced from 2 exons. The record is from RefSeq and is a predicted model, not a curated record. Gene Ontology annotation, molecular function: cystathionine gamma-synthase activity; pyridoxal phosphate binding. Lineage: Eukaryota; Fungi; Ascomycota; Eurotiomycetes; Eurotiales; Aspergillaceae. Bases 1 to 1671 code for a protein of 556 amino acids.